UGUCGAUAGACUUUUCGUGUUUUCAUGUUAUCUUUCGCGUCUGUGUUUGAUUAAUAAAACGUUCCACCUGGCUAUGCCCAGCGUAACCGAUCAGCUUUUUCGUUUAUUAUUAUUACUAUUUAUUAUUAAUAUUCGUAAGUCUUUCUUUAGUACUCACUUAUGCCAGUAAGAUCGACUUGCUUCCGUUUAGAAUGACAGAUUAAAUUGUGACCCUACCCAUGAGCUGGAAGAAAUGAUGAUCGAGUCAAAUCCAUUGCAUAAAAAGAAAAGAAGGAAGCGUCCUAAAACAACGUCUUCAGCCAACAAAAUAAAAGAUCCUAUUCAGCAAUCUCUUGAGAAUCUAACAAACAAAUUCACCUCGUUUCGGCGCGGAAGUAAUGUGGAUGAGGCUUCCCUCGUGAUGAGCAAUGAAACAAUUGAAAUAUUAAGUGGUCGAAAGUCCCAACAACCUAGCCCUCGUACGAUCGGUGACUCGCCUCCGAGUCAGCCACCCACGCCGCGAGUGAAAACGAGUGAUAUUCCAAGCGUACACUUAAACGACGAGCCCCUAACUCCGUCGACGAACACUCACACGUCAAGUUCUUCGCUUAAUGGAAAAAUAACUAAUGAGAAUCGGAAUCCGUGAAUAUAUUUUUCUAAUUAUUAUUAUAAUUUUAACAAGUUAAAAUUGUGUGAUCACAAGUUUGCUUCUUAUUCGUUUGCAAUAUUCGCAUCAGACUAACUAAGCGUCGCAUGCGACGAACUAUAUUUUUUUCAUUCAAGAAACUUCAGAAAUGCUCCAUGUCUCUUCAUUUUUAGCACCUUUUCUGAUAAAAUCGUUACCCUGUUUUAUAUUUCAAAAUGCUUUCUACUGAUUUAAUUUCUUGCACAUAUUUUACAAGUUAUUGCGGUUUGCAGUGCAUAGAAUCUAAGCCUUAUCUAAAUGUUCCCUAUAAACAUCGUAUAAUGAGCGAUGCUUUCAUGGAUGACUUACUGCAACUUUUCAAUGCUAUUGAUAUAUUCACAGCGUCACUGUUUUUCCCAAGCCUUUUUUUAGGCAAAUCAACCGGAAACAAAAAUGUCUGAAUUUUAUUUUUACACUUAGGUCAUGAAUUAUGAUAUUCUCAAACGCAAAAAGUGCAAAAAUCAUUAUUGAUAAUAAGCGUGUUGGGGGGCGGGGUCCUUUGUUUUGUUAAACACUUGUAAAUACAGUUUAUUAGAGAUAGAUAUUUAUAUUUUAUGAUGAAGUAAAUAUUCUGGUGUGGAAACCAUGCUUGUCCGGUGUGAAUAUCAGUUUCAAGUGUGGAAACCAGGCUAUUGUACAUUUGUAAUACUAACAACCGUUCAUUACUUUGAA
This is a messenger RNA of Hydractinia symbiolongicarpus, 1336 nucleotides long. RefSeq lists its product as uncharacterized. The transcript has 3 exons. The record is from RefSeq and is a predicted model, not a curated record. NCBI's taxonomy places the organism in Eukaryota, Metazoa, Cnidaria, Hydrozoa, Anthoathecata, Hydractiniidae. The coding region runs from base 233 to 625 and encodes 130 amino acids.